GGGUUGUGAGGGCGCAGGGCGAGAAUCUCACUUCCUGGUUAAAGAUGGCGGAUGAGAAUGAGACAGCACCGCAGCCGGAGAAAGAAACGGAGGUAGAAGUGGAUCACGGACACUGCAGCAACUGUGAAAAUGAAGAGCAUCACUCUGAUGACGGGGAGAAGGGGGACACAGGUGCCAAGAAGAAGAAAAAGAAACAGAAGAAAAAGAACAAAGACAAGUCUGGAGGAAAAGAUGCAGCACAGGAUCCGCUGGCCAAAUCUCUUCCUCAGGUAAACUCCCUCCCUGCGGAUAAGUUACAGGAGAUCCAGAAGGCAAUUGAGCUGUUUUCAGUGGGACAGGGUCCAGCUAAAACCAUGGAGGAGGCCACACGGCGCAGUUAUCAGUUCUGGGACACUCAGCCUGUUCCGAAACUUGGAGAGACUGUGAUGUCACAUGGCUGCAUUGAGCCGGAUAAAGAUAGUAUACGAGAGGAGCCCUACAGCCUCCCGCAGGGCUUCAGCUGGGACACUCUUGAUCUGGGAAACCCUGCAGUGCUGAAAGAGUUGUACACUCUCCUGAACGAGAACUAUGUGGAGGACGAUGACAACAUGUUUCGGUUUGAUUACUCUCCUGAAUUUCUGCUCUGGGCUCUGCGUCCUCCAGGCUGGUUGCCUCAGUGGCAUUGUGGAGUGAGAGUGGACUCUAAUCAUAAGCUAGUUGGCUUCAUCAGUGCCAUUCCAGCCAACAUCCGCAUCUAUGAAAUAGAGAAGAUGAUGGUGGAGAUUAACUUCCUGUGUGUGCAUAAGAAACUUCGCUCGAAACGAGUGGCUCCGGUACUCAUCAGGGAGAUCACGAGACGGGUCAACCUGGAGGGUAUCUUUCAGGCUGUGUACACCGCUGGUGUGGUGCUGCCCAAACCAGUGGGCACCUGCAGAUACUGGCACCGGUCCUUGAACCCACGAAAGCUGAUUGAGGUGAAGUUCUCUCACCUGAGUCGAAACAUGACUAUGCAGCGCACCAUGAAACUCUACCGACUGCCAGAGGCUCCUAAGACUUCAGGCUUAAGGCCGAUGACUGUAAAGGAUGUGCCAGCAGUUCACCGCCUGCUGAAUGAAUACCUGAGUCUGUUUAACCUGGUUCCCGUCAUGAGCCCUGAGGAGGUCCAACACUGGCUGCUUCCUCAGGAGAACAUCAUUGACACAUAUGUAGUGGAGAAUUCAGACGGGAAGUUGACUGACUUCCUGAGUUUCUACACUCUGCCAUCCACCAUCAUGAACCAUCCUGUGCAUCACAGUCUGAAGGCAGCAUACUCCUUCUAUAACGUACACACCACCACCACCCUGCUGGACCUGAUGGGAGACGCUCUUAUCCUUGCCAAGUCGAAAGGAUUUGAUGUCUUUAAUGCACUGGACCUAAUGGAGAACAAAACAUUUCUGGAGAAGCUCAAGUUUGGCAUUGGGGAUGGAAACCUGCAGUAUUACCUCUACAAUUGGAAAUGUCCCAGCAUGGGGUCAGAAAAGGUGGGUUUGGUUCUACAGUGAUCUAUUCCACCAUCCAUAAUCUGUGUCUCGCAUGACAGUGAGACUGAUUUAUGACAUCACACACUGACCACCUUGCCAGAUGUAACCGAUGGAUUCAGGAAGGAGAAUUCACCGCCCAUUUUUAAGUUUGAACUUUGAACUCUUGGACCUGCACUACUCCUCUGUCUCUCUCUCUUAUUCUUUCUCUGCUCAUGGACUUAAAGCCCUUGUAAUUACCAUCAAUCAGAGAUGAGGAACCUUAAUCUGUUAUGAUUGUUAACAACGGUGCGUGCACACACACACACACACACACACUCAUAGGUAACACCAGACAAGCUCAUGAUGAACCCUGAUGCAUAAGUGUUGCGCUGUUCACAUCAGUAGGUUCAACUCAUUUAGUGUAAGAAGAUUUUACUCUCCCUAUCCAAUGGGAGGUGCUUUUUGCAACAAAAAUGGAUGAAAAUGUUUAUUUCAUAAGUGUUUUAGAAAAGACCAGACAAUAAUCAAAGACAUGUCAAUUCCUAAAGAGAAAAAAAAAAAACAGCUAAUGAGAUAAUAAAAACCCCAAGUGGACAUGACAAGGGCUGCUGUCAAUGAUUUUCCUGUGGUCAUUCUCUUCUUCACACAUCUUAAACUUUUGCCAUGGAAACAAUGUCUCUACUUUCUUUUGACAAACUUUGACCAACUAAUGGGUGCGGUACCUAGUAAAAGAGAUGGUUUUAUCUGUCCGCUAAUCAGUUUAUUGCUAAUUUGUCUCUAACUGCCUGUGAUCCCCUUUCACUGUAUUGCCAACAGAGAGCACCAUGCUUUCUAUAAACAAGAAAAAAACUACAUUAGAUCCACAAGUUGACAGUUGUUGAAACUACAAUGUAUACCUGGCAGAUUUGGCAGGGGGGGUCAUCAUAAAUUAGCAAUAAUGUUGGAAAUGGUUUUGAUUGAGGUGGGUUGGGGAACUGAAAAAGAGUUGCGAAUGAAAUGUGGUGAUUUUUGUCUUGGAUGAUAUUGCCUGCUCAAAGUUUUAGAGCUCUAUAAGGAUUGGAGAAGGUCCUGAUUGUAUUGUAACUUAUUUAUCGAGUGACUUCAUCUGUCCAACAAAUAGAAGAGGAUUUUCACUCCAAAUCAGUACAGUUUUAUGAGUAACUGGCAGUAUCUAUUUAAAGUUGGGGUUUUCUUGAACGUAAUUUGAGGAAACAGGCUGUGGAAAAUACAAUGAAAACAACUGAAAACGGGUCUUUAGGUUUUUAUGAUGGAGGGAAAGAUGUCAACGUGUAUUAAUUUUUUUUCUUCUUUUGUGCUAAAUAAAAAGUAGCAGCUGCUGUGAA
This is a messenger RNA of Carassius auratus (goldfish), 2821 nucleotides long. Its product is annotated as glycylpeptide N-tetradecanoyltransferase 1-like. The record is from RefSeq and is a predicted model, not a curated record. Gene Ontology annotation, biological process: N-terminal peptidyl-glycine N-myristoylation. The coding region runs from base 45 to 1520 and encodes 491 amino acids. Gene Ontology annotation, molecular function: glycylpeptide N-tetradecanoyltransferase activity. Gene Ontology annotation, cellular component: cytoplasm. Lineage: Eukaryota; Metazoa; Chordata; Actinopteri; Cypriniformes; Cyprinidae. The transcript is spliced from 12 exons.